ACUCUUUAAACCAUACUCCCCCACUCCCACACCAUCACUUCAUUUUCAUUUGCAUUUUCAUCUGCAAUCCCCUUGCCUCUUCGUUUUCAUUUGAUCUUUUCCCCAUAUCCCAUAGUGCUGAAAUUGAGGCUUUGAUACAUAAUCAUAUAGAAAGAGGUUGAGAAAACAAUGCAUAGGUGCAGUAGCUCUCAGGGAAACAUGAUGGGUCCAUGUUCAUGUGGCCUGUUUCAAUGCCAAAGCAACUGUUCCUGGCUAAUUUCCAUGCCCGACCACAGAUCUUGCGAUGAAAAAACCGUCUACCCUUUCAUGUCUUCAUCUUCAGUCGAUUGCACUCUCUCGUUGGGGACUCCAUCGACUCGUCUCUCCGAAGACGAUGACAACAAGCACAUCCUCCGCCAUGAACGUACCUCUGGUAAUCCUUGCAUGUCUAGCUAUUGCUGGGACUUGUUCCAGAGAAAGAAUGCACCAGCUUAUUCACACCAAACCACCAAAGCUAGCCGUGGAAGCAAUGGGAAUAGCAGUAACAGCUCCGGAAAUGAUCCGCUCUUAGCUCGCCGCUGUGCCAACUGCGACACCACUUCUACACCACUUUGGAGGAACGGGCCAAGAGGUCCAAAGUCACUGUGCAAUGCCUGUGGAAUCCGAUUCAAGAAAGAAGAAAGAAGAGCGAGCGCAGCAAAUGCAAACAACAACUCAUCAAUGGUGGAUCAGCAACAUAAUGGCUAUUAUCACCACAACAGUUCAUGGGUUCAUCAGAACCAGAAAAUGCCAUGUUUCUCCCCUCUUAACGAAUUCAGGUUCAUUGAAGAUAGUGAUCGAGAUUUGCUUUCUUGGAGACUGAACGUCACAGAUAGGCCAACAAGCCUUGUCCAUGACUUUACAAGAUAAAAGGAAAAAAAAAACAAUGAAUAAAGAAGAAAAAAGAAACCUCUCUUCCCAUUGACGGUCAAUAUCAUGCAAUGAAACGUAUCACGAUGAUGGCGACGCUUACAUGGUCUUCAUCCUCGUUUGGUCUAGUCAAUUAUUUUUAUUUUAUUUGCUUUCUUUUGUUUGUCUACUU
This is a messenger RNA of Hibiscus syriacus, 1060 nucleotides long. RefSeq names its product GATA transcription factor 18-like. The record is from RefSeq and is a predicted model, not a curated record. Gene Ontology annotation, molecular function: DNA-binding transcription factor activity; sequence-specific DNA binding; zinc ion binding. Gene Ontology annotation, biological process: regulation of DNA-templated transcription; flower development. The transcript is spliced from 2 exons. Bases 169 to 888 code for a protein of 239 amino acids. Lineage: Eukaryota; Viridiplantae; Streptophyta; Magnoliopsida; Malvales; Malvaceae.